Molecule: messenger RNA, 882 nt
Organism: Rodentolepis nana
Lineage: Eukaryota; Metazoa; Platyhelminthes; Cestoda; Cyclophyllidea; Hymenolepididae
Source: the annotation of a GenBank genome assembly
AUGGUUAAAUUAACGGUAGAUCUAGUAGAAGGGGCUAUGCAAUACACCAAUCCUCUAAAGGAUCGAGAGCUUGACCUCAGAGGCUACAAAGUGCCAGCUAUUGAGAAUUUAGGUAGUACUUUGGAUCAAUUUGAUUGUAUUGAUUUUACUGACAAUGAAAUUCGGAAGUUGGAUAAUUUUCCCCUUCUCAAGCGUCUCAAAGCACUUAUUGUAACUUCAAACAAGGUUAUCAGAAUAGGUGAGGAUAUUGUGUCCUCUUUACCCAACCUCGAAACACUGAUUCUCACUGAUAAUAAUAUCGCGGAGUUGAAAGAUCUUGACCCAUUGGUUCCCUUGAGCAAGCUCACAUUUCUUUCUCUGGUUCGGUGCCCAGUUACACUGAAAAUGAACUAUAGGUUAUACGUGAUCGGUCGGCUGCCUCAGCUUCGGUUUUUGGAUUUCAAACGCAUAACUCUCGCAGAACGUAAGCAGGCACGCUCAUUUGUUAAGCACCUUGCGCCCGUUACUAAAACGGAUACAAUUUCUGACAUCAAUAACUCGAAGUCAGCUGGUGUUAAAACUUUCGUUCCUGGCGCCCCUGUUGGCAAAAAGACUACAGAUGAAAAUACAGACAAUGUCGCUCUAUCUAAGCCUCUGGAAAAAACCUCUUCCAGUGAACAGCCCCUACCUCGAGAAUUUCCACAGGCAACCCUUCACCCGGGUGUAAAGCGUGUUAUAAUGAGUGGUGGAAAUAGUCAAGAUCUAAAUGCCAUUCAAGAUGCUAUCAAGAGAGCGAAGACUAUGGAUGAAGUGGAACGCCUUCAUCACAUGCUAAGCAGUGGCCAAUACGCCGGUUUUGCGGCUCAUUGGCACAAGCAGCAACAAUCCCAACAACAGCAGUAA